AGGACUCCAAGGAAAACAUUUCCAAGAAAUCUUCACAGAGGUUUUCCCGUAUCACUUCAGUCCUCCAAAUGGAGGAAGAUAUCAAAGAACUCACCAAGAGAUGGGUGUCACCAGAGGACCAACAAGUAUUAGGGUCUCUCGAAGACCCCGAUUUAGUGGGAGGUAUAAUGCGUUGCUGGACUGUGGCUUUACUCCAUUUCUUACAAUUUUAUCAAAGGAGUAACCAGAAGAUGGAGUUCCACCAGAAAAGGAUUGUCGAACUGGAGAAAGAAAACACAGCCCUCUUCGGCAAGAUUGAGGAGUACAGGGAGCAAAUUGAGGCAUGGAAACAUAAGGCUCAAACUUCUGCAAUCGAGGCUGUGAGUGCUUUCAAAAAGUCCCAUGAGUAUGCCCAAGCCAUGGAAGACGCAGGGAGGGCCCGGAUGAAAGACAUUGCACAUGAGUGGCUGAAGGCUGAAGAGGGCCGGGAGAAGAGCUCUGGACAAACUCCCCCUUCCACUCAAAACUGAUACGGAGUAUGAUAUUGUCUUACAACUAACCGGAAUAGAACUACUCCUUAUUAGUUUUAGUUUUGACAGUUGGGUAAAUGCACUUGUGGCUCAUGCGAUUAACUUUGAUCAAAAGUUGAUUUUUGAUUUUUGAAACAUGAUCUUGCCACAUAUGCAUUUUAUAAGACUAGUAUUUUUGUACAUUUAAUUCUUUUUGUACAUAUAGCAUGGUCUCUUAAAGGCUAGCCUUUUUUGUACACAUGGCUUUGUUCUUUUUUUUUUGAU
Messenger RNA from Cuscuta europaea, 773 nucleotides. The record is from the annotation of a GenBank genome assembly. NCBI's taxonomy places the organism in Eukaryota, Viridiplantae, Streptophyta, Magnoliopsida, Solanales, Convolvulaceae.